This is a messenger RNA of Pseudozyma hubeiensis SY62, 2130 nucleotides long. RefSeq names its product likely N2,N2-dimethylguanosine-specific tRNA methyltransferase. Gene Ontology annotation, biological process: tRNA N2-guanine methylation. Gene Ontology annotation, molecular function: RNA binding. The record is from RefSeq and is a predicted model, not a curated record. The transcript has a single exon. Bases 1 to 2130 code for a protein of 709 amino acids. NCBI's taxonomy places the organism in Eukaryota, Fungi, Basidiomycota, Ustilaginomycetes, Ustilaginales, Ustilaginaceae. Gene Ontology annotation, cellular component: nucleus.
AUGGCACCGACACCCAUCUUGCUCGCACCAGAGCGUGCACGAGCAUCCGGCAUCACUCUCGCCGACCAUGAAUCUGCCUUCCGCGAAAACUCGGCCACCAUCGUCAUGCCCUCUGCUGAAGCUGCGUUCCUCAACCCUGUGCAAGAGUUCAAUCGUGAUCUUUCGACGCUUGCCAUCCGUACCUGGAGCGAGAGACUGGAUGCCGAGAAGAAGGCUCGCUUUGUGCGAGCCGCUCAACGCAAAGCCGCGACUGCGUCCUCGAGCAAGGGAAAGGCAAAGCGCAAAGGUGUUCAGGCUGCCAACGGAUCAACCAGCACCGAGGGUGCUAUUGCGGCUCAGGAGGAAUCACAAGAUGCAAAAAGGGCAAGAGUCGAUGCAAAUGGAAAUGGCGUCUCAACCUCUUCAGUGGCCGAGGAUUCGCUCCCAGACGAAGCGCCGGAAGCUUCCAGUAGCACACUCACCGCUUCGCCAGAGAGCGAAUACCGCAACUACAAAUUCACAUUGCUCGAAGCACUUAGUGCGACAGGCCUGCGCAGCAUUAGAUAUGCAAAAGAGAUCCCUUUGCUGCGGUGGGUGCUUGCCAACGAUCUUUCUCCGACGGCGGUAGAAAUGAUGAAGCGAAACGUCGCGCUCAACUUCCCUCCGGAUCGUCCGGUUGACGAAUGGAUCGUGUCCGAGGCGAACGAAACCGGCUCCACCGAUAACUCAACGAAGGAGAGUGAGUGCGAUGAGGAAAUGGACGAGGAUGCCUUGGCAGAAAGAGAGAACGAAGCGAGGGCGAACGCCUCAGCAAAGUCGGCAGAAGUAGUACAGCAAUCACAGGCCACAGAAGCCGCACCAGAAGUAGCAGAAACGGCUACUGCAUCAAUCGCUUCUGUCAAAGCGAAAGACUCGACUCAAUCCCAGACGUCAUCGGCAGCCAUUCAUCCCGACUGCAAGGUCAAGCUCAACGCCGGCGACGCCAUCACUCUCAUGUACACCCACAGAGAACCCAACAAGCGCUUCGACGUGGUCGACCUAGACCCAUACGGUUCCGCUGCGCCCUUCAUUGACGGCGGUGUCCAAUCCGUAGCUGACGGCGGACUGCUCUGCGUCACCUGCACCGACUUGGCCGUCCUAGCAGGUCACAACUAUCCGGAGAAGUGCUUCUCCCAAUAUGGCGGCGUUUCUGUCAAGGCCGAGUUUUCGCACGAAGUAGCACUCCGCCUUGUGCUCCACACCAUCGCCACCUCGGCAGCACGCUACGGCCGAUACAUCCAGCCCAUGUUGAGUCUCUCGAUCGACUUCUACCUGCGCACCUUUGUACGUGUUUGGACCGGACCCGUCGAGGUCAAGAAUGUCGCGAGCAAAACCGGCACCGUGUACAUCUGCACGCACUGCCAGGACUUCCACGUGCAGCGAUUCGGCCGCGCAACGCAAACCACCAACACCGGCAAGAAUGGCCAGACCAACGUCAACUACCGCUUCAAUUCGGCGCAGGGACCGCCCGUAGGUGAACGGUGCAACGAGUGCGGCAACCGUAUGCAUCUCGGCGGCCCCAUGUGGUUGGGCGAACUUCACGACUCGGAUUUCUGCCAAUCGAUUCUUACCAAUCUCGAUGCGAAUCCUUCGGCGUUCCACACCACGCCUCGAAUUCGAGGAAUGGUCUCCCUAGCAGCCCAGGAGCUCUCCUCCCCGGACAGCCUCUUCUACUUUACACCGCCCAAAGCAUCCGGUCUGUUCCACUGCGUCUCACCCCCACUCGACAAGAUGGUCUCCGCCCUGCUGUCCGCAGGACACAAAGUCAGCCGCUCGCACGCCGCAGCAGGUUCACUCAAGACCGAUGCAAGUCGUUCGCAGGUGUUCGACAUUUUGAGAUACUGGGUCAAGACGCAGCAUCCAGUCAAGAUGGAGAACAUGAAGCCAAACGAUCCGGCAAGGAUUUUGCUCGCGAAGGAAGCGAAGGGAGAGUACGAUUUUGAGAAUACAAAGUCGAAGGAGGUGUUGGAGGCGUUGGGUGCGAGUGAGAAGCUGGUCAGGUAUCAGAACAAUCCUUUGCCCAAUUGGGGGCCGGGGACGGCGGCCAAGGGACACAAGGGCAAGAAGAAGAGGAAUCUGAGGCCGGAUGAUCUGGAGGGGUCGAAUGUAUGA